This is a messenger RNA of Neurospora tetraspora, 438 nucleotides long. RefSeq lists its product as uncharacterized. The transcript is spliced from 3 exons. Bases 1 to 438 code for a protein of 145 amino acids. NCBI's taxonomy places the organism in Eukaryota, Fungi, Ascomycota, Sordariomycetes, Sordariales, Sordariaceae. The record is from RefSeq and is a predicted model, not a curated record.
AUGGCCUCGCUCGUCGAGAUAUCGCCUAUUGCUGAGUUCACCUCCGUCCUCGCCACCCUCCCUUCUGCUUCCUCCGAAGUCACACAGGUCGUCACCGGCGUCCGCGUCUCUACGAACGAGAUUCUUGACGCGAUCAAGAACAACCCCGUCAACGGCACCGCGACUGUGGCUUCACGCGGUCUUGACAAGCGUGCUUCGCUUGGUGUUUACCUCUGCAGGGACGCGCCGUUUGUGGACGGUACUUGCGAGCACAUCUUUGGCAACCCUGGUGACUUUAGUAUGUGUGACUCCACCUGCCCUUCAAACAAUAACGAAAACGGCUGCCGCCAGUUGGACUCCUCCUACCCCAGCCGCUCCAACCUGAACACUGCCGCCAACAAUGUUUGUGGCGUCAACUCGAAUGAUAAGAUUAGGAGUUAUAGGUGCCGGAAUGCUUAG